Fusarium verticillioides 7600 is the source of this 595-nucleotide messenger RNA. RefSeq lists its product as hypothetical. The transcript has a single exon. Lineage: Eukaryota; Fungi; Ascomycota; Sordariomycetes; Hypocreales; Nectriaceae. The coding region runs from base 53 to 391 and encodes 112 amino acids. The record is from RefSeq and is a predicted model, not a curated record.
UAGAAUUGUAGAAUCGUCAUUUGUCGGUUUGCAGAGAGUGAGGGCUUUGUCGAUGUUAAUUUCCCAGUUUGUUCUGAAUAGCAUCCAACGGUCGGCUAGUCGGCUCUCUCUCCCUGUAUCCCUGAUGGCUUGCACGUGGGCUAUCCCUCAUCUCACCCGUGUUGGAGCUUUGGCUCUCUCAGGCUCAUGUAGUCUGCUGUACAGAGUAGUUGAUGUAUGCUUCGGAAACGUGCAACACGACUCGGAGCAUGCUCAACGGCGCACUUACUCUCAGAGGAGUGCCUCAUCCAACCAGAGUCUUCAUCUCGCGUCUCUCAAGAUGCAGACAAAGUUGGACGAUUUCGAUGUAUGCGUUGUCACUGAGAAGAUGGUGUCAGACAGAUGGUUCUAAUUGAUCUUUGCCCAGGCAGGUGAGAUCUCUCUCUUAUAUCUGCCACACCGGUUGAAAAUGAAGCGUUGAAAAUGCUCGCCUUGUUUUUUCUAGCCUGUUCUCUUGUCAUUUCUGGGGUACAGUAGUUUCUUAACUGCCGGUUAACAAAUGAACCAACCAUGAUACUUAACCCAACUCUCGGGUUGCCUGGUGUCUUCCCCACAU